AUAUUGUCACAAACACGGGAGUCUGGCGUUCAUUCUUCUUCCCUACUUCUCUCCAAAUUUCACCGCCAUCACCCGUGCGGCUGUGCAUAUGAUAUGAAAGCGAAACGCUCCUCGUCUUCUUCGCCCUUUUAGUUUUCCGUCUCCUUCUCUUGAAUCUCUGCCACCCACUUGCUGUUUCGUGAAGAGUCUUCAAAGAGAGAAUUUUGGGUUAAAGAUUGAUUUGUUACGGCUGUCUUUCUGUGCAAUUUCUCAUAAGUAUUGAUUUCCGUGCAAUUUGUUACUGUCGACUCGGCCCGAAUCUUCAGAGUCUAAAUGAGUUUCCACCGAUUCUACCGUCUCCGGAAUAUUGCGGACCUGUCGCGGAACGGAAGCUGAAAUUCUCGCGACGACUCGGCGGGGCCGACUGGGACAGGGACUCGGCCGAAUCUUUGAACCAAUGAAUCUUUGGAUUAUCAGACUUUUUAGAGAAUCAAAAGAGAUUGCACUUUAAGUCUUUCCGUCGUAUCAUUCAUCUGAUAUCAAGUCUCUCUGAAUGUGUUAAUUGAAGUAUCUAUGUUCUCCUUAUGGUUACUCUUCUAUUACUACCACAUAUGUUGCCGGUGAAAUAUCAUGUUUCUUCCUUUAGGUUUUCAUGGUUUUGAUUUCUCAAUUUGUUUUAUUUGAAAUUGGUUUUAUCUUUUCUAUGUGCUGGCAUGAUUUAUGGAGAUAGUAGCCCAUAUUUUAGUAGCUUCAUUUGUAUUCAGAAACUAGCGAUUGGAUUACACAAAAAUCUUUCAGCUUAUUUUUAUAGGGUUCUAGCUCACAGAACAUUGCAAAUUGCAAAAUUUGCAAGAUUAUCGAAACUAAUCUUUAUAUGCCAAUUGGCUUCUUUUAAUAGUAUUGCCAAGAAUAUCCACAAGGAAGUAGAUUUCUCUUUCUGUGUAGUAUUAGAGCUAAGUGUGAUAAUUUUGUACUGCAGAACAAUUUUAGCUUAGCUGUCAGAUGCAACAGAGAAGCAUGGCAAGACAGUUAACUCAGAAGCAGUUGAUUCCGCAAGAUGAGAAUUUACAUUUUCUAAGGAAAGGGUCUGUUAAGGGUAAAUCAACUGGCUUCAAACUGGAAAAAAAGAAAAUUGGUACAGGGUUUGGGAAUCGUAAAGCCCUCGGUGACAUUACAAACAAGUCAUCUGUUCACCAUGAAGCAUCAUUGAAGAGAAAAAGUACACCAAAAGAAGAGCCUAACAUGUCAGAGGAGAUGUUUCUGCAUGAUCAUAACAAGUGCAUUGAAUCACAGAAGGCAGCCAUGAGAGCAUCUUUCUGGGACACGCUGUUGCCUGGAUGUGUUCCCCUCGAAAUUCAGAAGAUGAAAUCUGCAAAGAGUGAAAUUGAUACAGACAGUGAAUGCUUUCAUCCAGAACCAGUAGAGAUCCCCAUGUCUGAUUACUCUGAUCUUUUUCAGAGUUCAACAUUUCCAUCCUUGCCUACUCAAAUAUGGUUGGACUCUCCACCCUCGUCUCCAUCUGAAUGGGAUCUCGGGCCAGUGGAAUUCAAGCUGAAAGAAGACAGUAGUGAUCCUUAAAUCUAGAGCAUGUUCAUGAUACUGUUCUCAAUUUCUCUAUCAGAAAGCAUCUUCUAGUGGGUAGAAUCAGAGAACUUUCUAUCUUCCUGUUCUUAGAUUCUAGGAAGCAGGUUUAUUUACAGCAGAUGAUGAAGGUCGAGCUGAAUGUGAACCAAUAUUGAAGUCGAAUUUUGAUUAGCAUGACGAUAGAAAGUUCAUUCAGGAUUCACACUUUUCAUUCUUUGUUUACGUUAGAGAAAAAUAGGUAAUGCUAUUGCUUCAAUGAAAAAUCUGUCAUGAUUUCACCGUC
Messenger RNA from Coffea arabica (coffee), 1846 nucleotides. Its product is annotated as protein PATRONUS 2-like. Gene Ontology annotation, biological process: regulation of mitotic cell cycle. The record is from RefSeq and is a predicted model, not a curated record. Lineage: Eukaryota; Viridiplantae; Streptophyta; Magnoliopsida; Gentianales; Rubiaceae.